GCUCGACGAAUCGAGCAAUUGGCGAGAAACGCACGAUACUUCCGACUGAGACUGAAACAGCUGGGUUUUAUUGUCUACGGCAGCGACGACAGCCCUGUUGUGCCAGUACUGCUCUACUAUCCUGCCAAGUGCGGAUUUUAUGGAAGGGAGAUGCUGGCGCGUGGAGUUGGCAUUGUCGUGGUGUCAUUCCCAGCAACCGACAUGACAGAAGCGCGGUGUCGAUUUUGCGUAUCUGCAGCCCAUACCAAGGAAAUGCUCGACGAGGUACUCGAUGCAGUGAGUGAAGUGGGUGACUUGUCCUCAACCAAGUACUCAAAACGAGCACAUCUGUAUAAAAACAUGAGAAUCGAAUGG
Molecule: messenger RNA, 354 nt
Organism: Ostertagia ostertagi
Lineage: Eukaryota; Metazoa; Nematoda; Chromadorea; Rhabditida; Trichostrongylidae
Source: the annotation of a GenBank genome assembly